CUAUAAAGCUGCCGCCAGUUCCUGCUGCCGGCACCGGAGCCGACGGCGCGCACGGGAGGGCUCCGGCGGGCCCGGACCAGCCCCAUGGCCAACGCCACCCUCCUGGUCCUGCUGGUGCUGGCGCUGGGCGCAGGUACCGGUGCCAUGACCACCACCACCGAGAGCACCACAGAGACCACCACCACCGACACAACCACCACAGAGACAACCACGACCACCACGGAGAUGACCACUGAGACGACCACCACCACCCCCAUGACCACCACCCCGAACAUCACCAUCACAAGCAGCAAUGGGACACAACCACCCCCUGCUACAGCCUUCCCCAGCACGAGCAACACCACAAGCUUCCAGUCCAACACCACCACUGCCAACAGCACCAUGGAUCCUGCCCUGGUCAGCUCUGCCACCCCCUACACCAACACCACCACAAACAGCAGCAGCUCGGUCCCCACCUUCAGCAUCAACACCAGCACCGUGGGUCCCAUCUCUGCCACCAACACAACCACCAUCAGCACCAUGGGUCCCAUCUCUGCCACCAACACAACCAACAGCAGCACCACGGCUCCCACCAUUGCCACCAACACAACCACCAUCAGCACCACGGCUCCCACCAUUGCCACCAACACAACCAACAGCAGCACCACGGCUCCCACCAUUGCCACCAACACAACCAAGAGCAGCGCUGCAGCUCCCACCCCUGGCACGGGCAGUGCCACGGUGAUUCUCACCUCCAGCACCAAAAGCAGCAGCACCCGGCCCGUCCCCACGCACACAACCUCUGUCACGGCCCCUGCGGUGGCACCGGGCGGCAGCGCCGGUCCCAGCCCCAAUGCAGCCACCGCGGUGCAGCUUCUGCUCAGCAUCCCCCUGUCCUUCCGCAUCCUCAACAGGAGCUUCAACGAGAGCCUGCGCAGCCCCGGGUCAGAGCAGUACCGGGGCCUGAGCCGCACCGUGCUGGACAUGUUUGACCGUGUCUAUGGCAGUGGGCAGAGCUACAAGGGAUGCAGUGAGCUCCGUUUCAGCCAAGGCUCCGUGGCCGUGCAGUCCACCCUCGUGUUUGGCCAGGACAACGCCAUCAUCUCCAGCACCGCUGCUGAGCAGCAGCUCAGGAACAGCCUGGACCAGAACGGCUUCAUCAUGGGCCUGCAGCUGGAUGACAUCUCGAGCAACACAGAGGGGAUGUCCCCAGCACCGGUGCCAGGCUGGGCCAUUGCUCUGCUGGUCCUGGUCUGCAUCCUGCUGCUGCUGAGCAUCCUCUCCUGCCUCCUGCUGGCCAUCUGCGCCUGCCGCCGGAAGACCCGUGGGAAGCUGGACCUGUUCAGCACAAAGGAUUCCUACCACCCCAUGGCCGAGUACCUGCAGUACCAGAGCCACGGGCGCUACAUGGCCCCCAGCAGCAAACCCAACCCCUACAGCCAGGUCGCCGGCAGCAACGGCGCGGGGACCGGCACCUUCACCUACACCAACCCUUCCGCUACCUCCGACAACCUCUGAGGGACACCGGGAUGCGCAAGGAGAGGGCUCGGGAAGGGA
This is a messenger RNA of Neopsephotus bourkii (Bourke's parrot), 1536 nucleotides long. It is a transcript of the gene MUC1, whose product is annotated as mucin 1, cell surface associated. Gene Ontology annotation, cellular component: apical plasma membrane. Bases 85 to 1497 code for a protein of 470 amino acids. Lineage: Eukaryota; Metazoa; Chordata; Aves; Psittaciformes; Psittacidae. The transcript has 8 exons. The record is from RefSeq and is a predicted model, not a curated record.